GUUGAACCUGAGUUAAAGGACUAAUGUAGCAGUUAAAAGACUAGCAUUAUUUUCUUUGGAAGAUAAAGACCUUCAGUAUUAGGAUAUGGUCUACACUGAAAACCAACCACAAAUUCUUGAUAGUGAUUUAGGAUUUUAAGUCACCAUAUGAAGCCCGGCUACUGAGUGGUAAUGAGGGCGUUAUCUAUGGACACAAAAGUCAUGAUAGUGAUUUUGAAUAUGAAGCACAGCAAGCUACUUAAAAUCAUCAAGGGUGUUAUCUAUGAAUAUGCGAUCCUGAAUUGUAUAGAGAAAACAGAAAAAUGUGGAUAUACAUGUGUUUCUAUUCAAUCAUGAUGACCUUGUUCCUGCAAAAUCAUCUAGCUAUUUCAUCAUCUUAUGAUGAAAAUGCAACUCAUCUGAGUCCUAAGAUGCAAAAGCUUGCAUUGUUUCAGUUUAAGCUUAGCUUCACAAUAAAUUCUUCCACUGCUGAAUUUUGUGAAGAUGCUCCUUCGGUUUCAAAGACAAUGAAUUGGAGCAUGAGUUCUGAUUGCUGCACGUGGGACGGUGUCACCUGUGACCACAUGACAGGGAAUGUGAUUGGACUGGACCUGAGAUGCAGCCACCUUGAAGGUUCCAUCCGUCCCGACAGCACCCUCUUCAACCUCUCUUUUCUUCAAAACAUCAUCUUUGAUUCUAAUAGUUUACAUGGAGAGUUACCUCUAGAAAUUUUCCACCUACCCAACUUGGAAGUGCUAAGCUUAGAAUUCAACUCUCAGCUAAUUGUUAAGUUACCAAAACAUAAGUGGGGAAGUAGUAGUAAUCUCCAGCUUCUUGCCCUUACGCAAACAACCUUAUCUGGAGGAAUACCUGAUUCAAUAGGCUACCUCAAGUCCCUAACCUUUUUGUCUAUCUUUCAAUGCAAUCUCUCUGGCCCAAUUCCAAGAUCCAUCAGCAACCUUACACAACUUACUUAUUUGAACCUUGGUUUCAAUCUUCUCAGUGGUCAAAUCCCUGAUUCUUUAGCCAACAUUCAAAACCUAGGAAUCCUUUAUCUUAAUAAUAACAAUUUCUCUGGGCCGAUUCCAAGAUCAAUUGGUAAUCUUACUCAACUUUUGUUAUUGGACCUAGAUUCCAAUUACUUAACUGGACAGAUUCCAAGAUCAGUAGGCAAUCUUACUCAACUUACCCUAUUGCAACUGUCUUCCAAUUACUUAACUGACCGUAUUCCUGAUUCUUUAGCUAGUCUCCAAAACCUACAAUUACUUAGCCUUGGUCGUAACAAUUUGAUUGGUCCGUCCCCUUCUUGGAUUUCCAACUGCAGAGAACUCUCAUUUUUAGAUCUGUCAGAGAACUCACUUACCGGACCCCUGCCUUCCAACCUAAUUCUUCCAAAUCUGACUUUUCUUGAUUUGUCUCAUAACUCACUUAAUGGAACAAUACCAUCUUGGUUCUUUCAUUCUCCAUUAUUAACAUACAUAUCCAUUGAUCAUAAUGAGUUCACAGGACAGGUUUAUGUAUUCGGUUCCUUGGAGAUGUACUCAUUGAAAUAUUUGAGUCUUUCUCACAACAACCUGACAGGUGGUCUUGAGCAUCUUCCCUGGAAGAUAUUGACUUAUCUUGACCUCCAAUCUAAUAUGCUCCAGGGAUCAUUGCCUGCCUCAAUCUGCAAUUCGAGCUCUCUUGAUAUUCUCAAUUUAUCUCAUAAUAAUUUAACUGGUGUACUUCCCUCAUGCACAAGAGGUUUAAACUACAGUCUUUCCGUGUUUGAUCUACGGAUGAAUAGUAUUGAGGGAAGUCUUCCAUCAGCUUUGGUAAAUUUCCGUAAACUGAGAAGUUUGAAUUUGCAUGGAAAUAAACUGGAAGGUACAAUUCCUCUUUCUUUUUCUAAAUUUGAUUACUUAGAAGUUUUUGAUGUUGGAAAUAAUCAAAUAAAUGACACUUUCCCUCUAUGGUUAGAAACCCUUCAAAAUCUCCAAGUUCUUAUUUUGAAAUCAAAUAAAUUCUUUGGUAUCAUAACCAAUGUCUCUAAGAUAGAACACCCAUUCCCUAGCCUGAGAAUCAUUGACCUCUCCAACAACGAGUUUUCGGGUCCUUUACCAGCAAAAUAUAUCCAAAACUUCAAAGGGAUGAUGAAUAAGGAUGCCAACAAAAUGGAAAGGACUUAUAUGGGGAAUUCUCUUUAUAGUGACACAAUGAUGUUGGUGGUAAAAGGGGUAGAGAUUGAGUUCAUUAGAAUUCUAACAAUAUUCACAGCCAUUGACUUGUCGAGAAACAAGUUUGAAGGGGAGAUUCCUGAGUACAUUGGAAAUCUUGAGUCACUCAGAUACCUCAAUCUAUCUCACAAUAAUCUCACAGGCCAUAUACCAUCCUUAGUCGGAAAAUUGUUGAUGCUAGAAUCACUAGACCUCUCUUUCAACCUACUGGUUGGAGUCAUUCCUCAAGAGCUCACAAGUAUAUAUUCUCUUUCACAUCUAAAUCUCUCUCAGAAUGAUCUUACUGGUCAUAUUCCACGAGGACCUCAGUUUAGUACAUUUGAGAAUAGUAGCUAUGCCGGGAAUUUUGGGCUAUGUGGACCUCCGCUGUCCAGAAGAUGCAUUAGAGAGACUCAACAGGAAGAAUUUGAAGAUGAUGAGGAUGAUGGUUUCUUUUUUAGCGGUUUUACUUGGGAAUCUGUGGCUAUCGGAUAUGGGUGUGGAGUGGUGGUGGGAUUCGUUGUAGGAUACGUUAUGUUCAUGGCAGGAAAACCAAAAUGGUUCACGGGAAUCAUUGCCAGAGAAUUGGGCCUCAAGAUCAGAAGACUGGAGAUCAGUGUUGGGUAUCAACCCAAUAUGAAUAGGAUUCUGAUUUGAGUUAGAAAUUAGAAUUGGAUUAGGAUUAUGAUUAGGUAUAUUAGAGUUAGAUUCUGAUUUGUCUAAGUUUGAUGGCUAUAUAUACAUAGUCAUAUUGUUUGAUAGGUAUGCUUGAGUAUUGGUAGGCUUGAGUAUCCUAGUUUGUUGGAUUGUAUUAUUGAUAACGGUUUUGAUUAAUAAUACAAGUUGGGACGUGGAUUUUCCGCGUCAUAUAAUUUUUGUGUGUGCUUUGUAUUAGAAGAUUGAUCUCGUAUAUUAUUCCUAACAAGUGGUAUCAAGAGCUAGGUUCAUGAUGGAUAAGAUGGGAGGAAAAUUCGAGAUUGAAUUGUUUGAUGGCAGAAACAAUUUUACUUUAUGGCAGAGCACAGUGAAAGAUUUGCUAAUUCAACGAGGAUUAUAUGCAACUCUCGAGGAUAAGAAGCCCGCUGAUGUGGAUAAUACAAAGUGGGAAGAUAUGAAAUUACGUGCUGCGUCGACUAUCCGGUUGGCUCUUGCACCGGAAAUCAAGUAUGAUGUUCUCAAGGAGAAUAACCCUAAAAAUUUGUGGGAGAAGUUGACAAAGACAUAUCACUCAAAGUCUUUGGCCAACAAGUUGUUUCUCAAGAAAGAUUUGUUCGGACUUAAGAUGGAAGAAAACGGAGAUUUGAGAGAUCAUCUAAAUCGUUUUAAUGGGUUGAUCAACCAGCUGAAUAAUUUGGAUGAAAAAUUAAAGGAUGAGGACAAAGCCAUUCUUUUACUUGUUUCCCUACCAUAUAAGUAUAAUAAUGUGAUUACUUCUUUAAUGGUUGGAAAAACGAAGUUAACUUUGGAUGAGACUACUGUUGUUAUUCUUGAAGCUGAAAGAUUGAUGAAGCAAGGAUCAGGUGAUACAUCGGACGGAAGUGCACUUAUGAUGGAUGCAUAUAACAGGAAAAAGAAGUUUGAUAAGAAACAUAACCCUAAUAUCAAGUGCUUUUAUUGUGAAGAAUUGGGCCACCAUCAAUUCAUAUGUCCGAAAGCAAAAGAAGACCUAAAGGAGUUAAAGAAAAUUCGAGAGAAGGGUAGUGCUUCGCUUGUUGAGACGGUUGAUGAUGCUCUUUUGGUUCAAGAAGACAAGGGAUCAAAAGAAGAAUGGAUACUUGACUCGGGAUGUUCUCAUCACAUAUGUGCUAGGAGGGAGUGGUUCUCGUCCUAUAAGGAUUGUGAGGGAAAGAUGAUAGCUUUACCAAAUGGUAAAACGAUAAAAGUUACCGGCGUUGGUGAGAUAACAAUGAAACUUCAUAAUGGUCGUAUUCGAAAAUUAGCUCAAGUAAGGUAUGUACCGGAGCUAAAUCGAAAUCUAAUUUCAUUGGGUAAAUUAGUUGAUUUGGGAUGUACUGUUAUGAUGAAGAACGGUUGUUUGAAGGUCACCAAACAAGAAUUGGUGAUACUCAAAGGUUGGAAGGAUAAGAGAAAUCUUUUUAUGCUAGAUGGAAAAGUUGUUACUCAAGGGGAGGCAUUGGCGGAUGGACGUCAACGUCUUCAUGGUGAUCGUUAAAAGAUUUUGAAACCGUAUUGGGUUGAAGGGGAGGAUUGUUGGGUAUCAACCCAAUAUGAAUAGGAUUCUGAUUUGAGUUAGAAAUUAGAAUUGGAUUAGGAUUAUGAUUAGGUAUAUUAGAGUUAGAUUCUGAUUUGUCUAAGUUUGAUGGCUAUAUAUACAUAGUCAUAUUGUUUGAUAGGUAUGCUUGAGUAUUGGUAGGCUUGAGUAUCCUAGUUUGUUGGAUUGUAUUAUUGAUAACGGUUUUGAUUAAUAAUACAAGUUGGGACGUGGAUUUUCCGCGUCAUAUAAUUUUUGUGUGUGCUUUGUAUUAGAAGAUUGAUCUCGUAUAUUAUUCCUAACAAUCAGAAGCAGAUGAAAUAAAGAUUUGGUUAUGUCUGUCCUUUUUUUUUAUUGGUCAUUGCAAAUUUGUAACCCUUUGGUAUAAUAUGGCUUCUAAGUUGUGCUGCUACAUUAUUUGGAUUUUGGCUCUGGACUUAUCGAGCAAGAAGUGUAAUAAACUCUGCCUAUAUAUGCUCUGUCA
Molecule: messenger RNA, 4870 nt
Organism: Daucus carota subsp. sativus
Lineage: Eukaryota; Viridiplantae; Streptophyta; Magnoliopsida; Apiales; Apiaceae
Product: receptor-like protein 9DC3
Exons: 1
Coding region: 303-2831 (842 amino acids)
Molecular function (GO): protein binding
Source: RefSeq, a predicted model, not a curated record